AUGGAGGGGGGAGAUCUCAACAUCUCCGAGCUGGCAGCUGAGGAAACUGCAGUCCUGGAUGUCCCUAGUGAGUUUAGGAGGCCAGUGAUCAAGUGUUUCCCCAGGCUUCAAGAAGAGGAAAGCACAACUUCUGAGCAUGAGCUGUGGCAAGACAAAGUGCUGAGGGCUGAGGAUCUGCACCUCGAGACCAUUUCAACCAAUAAGGCCACUGGCAAGUGCGAGGAAGAAUUGGAUAAGGGUGUGGAUUGCAGCUUCUCAGCAGAAAAGGUGGAGAUGGGACAUAAAGAGGCGUGUCGAGGAGACCUGGAUCUGUUGUCUCCCUCAAAUGGAGUUCAAGUCAGUGCUGACUUGGUUGGCAGGCCAUGCAAGGUGCAUGCUGUGGCCAGCCAGCAGUGCCUGUGGGAUGGUGGUGGCAGGACAGCUGGGCAGGAGCACCAGCAGCCCAGUCCUCCCGACAAAGGAACAGUAGGGACUUGUGAGAAAGACAGCAAAACUUCCAAAGACUCCAAACUGGUAUCCCCAGGGCACGGGGAAAAUGGGGCACUGGAGGGGCCGGAGGAGUACACAGAGGUGGUGGAGGGUCAUUCUGGCAGCCCAGGCCCCCCACCUACAGCUGUGUCCCAGAAGGAGAGGACCAAACGCAGGCACCGCUGCGGGGAGUGUGGCAAAGCCUUCCUGCAGCUCUGCCACCUCAAGAAGCACCACUUUGUCCAUGCUGGCCACAAGCCCUUCCUCUGCACAGAGUGUGGCAAGAGCUACAGCUCAGAGGAGAGCUUCAAGGCCCACGUGUUGGCCCACCAGGGCGUGCGGCCCUUCCAGUGCAGCCAGUGCGACAAGGCUUACCGCACCAAGCGAGACCUGCAGGAGCACCAGGUCCUGCACACCGGGCAGCGCCCCUUCUCCUGCGAGCACUGCGGCAAGGCCUUCGCGCACCGGCCCUCUCUCCGCAUUCACAGGAAGACCCACCAGGCCGCCGGGACUGACGCUGCCGCUCCCGCGGGAUGCCAGUGUGCCAUAUGUGGGCGCCGCCUGGCCAACCCCAGCUCCCUGCGCAACCACGUGCGCCUGCACACGGGGGAGCGCCCCUACGCCUGUCCCCGCUGCGGGAAGGACUUCAGGCAGCAGAGCAACCUGCGCGAGCCCCUGCGGCUGCACACGGGCGAGAGGCCCCACAAGUGCCGCUUCUGCGGCGACGCCUUCCCCAAGCUGCCGGAGCUGCGGAGACAUCUCAUCUCCCACACGGGUGAGGCCCACCUGUGCACUGUCUGCGGCAAAGCGCUGCGGGACCCCCACACGCUGCGUGCCCACGAGCGCUUGCACACGGGCGAGCGCCCGUUCCGCUGCGAGCAGUGCGGCAAGUCCUACACCCUGGCCACGAAGCUGCGGCGCCACCAAAAGUCCCACCUGGCUGACAAACCCUACCAGUGCGAGCUCUGUGGCAUGGGCUACGGCCUUCCCCAGAGCCUCGCGCGCCAUGUGCUCACCCACAGAGCACAGAAGGACCCUGAGGAACUCCGCGCUGCAGCGGCCUCACUUGCUGUGGACCUACCCCAGGCAGCAAAGAAAAAGCCUCAGAGGAAGGGCCACCAGGAAGAGGUUGUUCCGCCAGCAAAGGACAUCAUUGAAAUCACCAUCUCUGAGCAUGAGGACAAAUGCCUUAUAGUGCAGGAUGAGGACUCACCAAGUGACGUGGUCAUCAUCCAGGAGGUGGGCUUUGGAGCAGUGGCAAAAGUGGUGGAGGUUGAGACUGGGACCUGA
This is a messenger RNA of Chaetura pelagica (chimney swift), 1758 nucleotides long. It is a transcript of the gene ZNF408, whose product is annotated as zinc finger protein 408. The record is from RefSeq and is a predicted model, not a curated record. The coding region runs from base 1 to 1758 and encodes 585 amino acids. Gene Ontology annotation, biological process: regulation of transcription by RNA polymerase II. Gene Ontology annotation, cellular component: chromosome. Gene Ontology annotation, molecular function: chromatin insulator sequence binding. The transcript has 3 exons. Lineage: Eukaryota; Metazoa; Chordata; Aves; Apodiformes; Apodidae.